Messenger RNA from Filobasidium floriforme, 1631 nucleotides. Its product is annotated as putative arginase. Gene Ontology annotation, molecular function: agmatinase activity; metal ion binding. The record is from RefSeq and is a predicted model, not a curated record. NCBI's taxonomy places the organism in Eukaryota, Fungi, Basidiomycota, Tremellomycetes, Filobasidiales, Filobasidiaceae. The transcript is spliced from 7 exons. Bases 120 to 1319 code for a protein of 399 amino acids.
CUCUUAUAAGGGUGGCUCGUGUCGUUCCCUAAAGAAUCGGUAUCUGCCAAGUCGGGGGACAACGUAUUCGAGCGCAUAAUUUAUAUCGCAUAUACCCAACUCAGCAACAUAAUUUCGAGAUGCCCCGUCUCUCUUCACUCCUCGCACUCGCUGCCGUCCCGCUCGUCCUCGCGCACGGCAACCACCAAACCGCAGAUCUCACCGCCGAGGAGAUCGCCAACAAGGACGCCUGGUUCUCCAAAUAUGGCAAGACCGGUGACCUCUCUUUCACCGGUGUCACCUCGUUCGCGCACUUGCCCCAUGUAAGGUGCCUGGAUGAGCCGGGUCAAGAGCUCGAUGUGGCCAUCAUCGGGAUGCCGUUCGAUUCGGCAGUCAGUUUCAGGCCGGGUGCGAGGUUUGGGCCGUUUGGAAUUAGGAGUGGUUCCCGUCGACAGACCAAGAUCCGCGGCUACUCCAGCGUGACAGGCAUCAACCCAUACCAAUCCGGCUACUCUGUCAUCGACUGCGGGGACGUGCCCAUCUCCCCCUUCGACCCCUCCAUCGCCAUCCCUCAAGUAGCGGACGCUUAUGCGUCGUUGUUGUCGAGAAAGGUACCCAACGCCACGGCCUUCGAAGGGUUAGGGUUCGCAAAGGGGUUGGAUGGGGAGCUGCAUCCGAGGGUCAUCAGUCUGGGUGGAGAUCAUACCAUCGUCCUCCCGAUCCUCGAAUCCCUGCACUCCGUGUACGGCCCCAUCUCCGUCAUCCACUUUGACGCACACAUCGAUACCUGGAACCCGAAACGGUACAUGGGAUCCCUCUCCCCUCAGGCGGAUAUCAACCACGGGACGUUCUUCUGGCAUGCUUAUGAAAAGGGGUUCAUCAAGCCCGGGUCCAACAUACACGCUGGGAUCAGGACGAGGUUUUCCGGUCCGGAGGACUUGCAGGACGACGUGACGGCCGGGUUCGACCUUAUUCACACAUACGACCUGGACGACAUGGGCUUGGAGGGGAUCACCAGGAAGAUCAAGUCUAGGGUCGGGAACGGACCGGUCUACAUCUCUUUGGAUAUCGAUGUGGCCGAUCCUAGCGCUGCGCCGGCGACGGGAACGCCUGAAUCGGGUGGUUGGUCGUCGAGGGAGUUGAGGAGGAUCGUACAAUCGAUGAAGGGGCUCAACAUCGUCGGAAUGGAUAUCGUCGAGGUCGCUCCUGCCUACGAUACUAACGCUGAAUUGACGAGCAUCCUGGCUGCCGACCUGGUCUACGACUUCCUCAACGUUCUCGCCGGCGGUGUCGAUGGACGACAGAUCCAGGAGAAGACGGCUGUUCAUGAGGAGCUUUAAGGGAGAUGAUUAAUGGGGAAGAGCGGGGUUGAGGGUGUCAUAGGUGUCGUCAGACGAUCCUUUUAGCUAUCGGAGUAAACGUUCCAAAAGGAAGGAGCACAGGCAGAAUGUAGUCCUGGCUAGAUGUCACGAAAGAACGCAUUGUGCUUCCCUCGAUGCCCAUGCUGACGAGCGAUGUAUACGCCAAUCAGGGGAUGGAUAUGCCUGGGAUCCAAUGAGCGAGUGAUCAGGGCUCAGAUGGCUAUGUUGUUUGUUCUUCAUUAUACCCCAUACAUGUUUAACCUUUGUACGUAGCCCUUCAGGGAUGUAAGG